This is a messenger RNA of Neoarius graeffei (lesser salmon catfish), 6274 nucleotides long. It is a transcript of the gene per1b, whose product is annotated as period circadian clock 1b. The coding region runs from base 737 to 5032 and encodes 1431 amino acids. The record is from RefSeq and is a predicted model, not a curated record. NCBI's taxonomy places the organism in Eukaryota, Metazoa, Chordata, Actinopteri, Siluriformes, Ariidae. Gene Ontology annotation, biological process: negative regulation of transcription by RNA polymerase II; circadian regulation of gene expression; entrainment of circadian clock by photoperiod. Gene Ontology annotation, molecular function: transcription cis-regulatory region binding; transcription corepressor binding. Gene Ontology annotation, cellular component: cytoplasm; nucleus. The transcript has 19 exons.
UGUACUAAUGCGUGUCUUGGUGUGGCACAGGGAGAAGAAGUGUGCCAUGCAGUACGCACUUCAGCUGCGACCUUGAACAGCGUGAAAACCAACUUGAUCCGAGCAAGUGAGGCUGGAAAUCGGAUAGUUCUGACUGUUCAGGAGUCGCUGUUGGAAACAGGAGACUGUCAGUAGAUGAGUGAGAAGGUCUUUUUGUUCCUAGACAACACUACUGCAAGGCUGGAGAGCUUCUAGACAACGGCAUAGAGGACCAGAGCAAGCAGGAAAAAAAAGAGAAGAAGAGCAGACAAAUCCUGAAAAAGGAGAGUUGAGGCUUUAAGGCUGCUUUUUUUUUUUUGCUGCUUUUUCACUUUCUCACUCUGUGUCCAUCUGGCUGCAAGAUUGCAUCCAAGACUGUUUCAUAAGCAGUCAUUUUUGCCUGCAUGUAUUUUGGCUGCCACAGCUUCUGAAAUUAACAGUUUAUUUACUUCUUGCUCAUGAAAAAGGAUAAUCUCACAGUUCAUCAUCAUUUCCCCAAGGGGUUGGAGGUUACAAGUUGUCCACUCACUUGCUUUUAAGACUCGUAAAGGGAACUCUGUGUUACAAAACAUAUCUAGAAUGUUCUGCGUUAGCCAAUGAGGAAGAUUCAACUCAAAAUGAUUUGCGUCUCCAGUUCCUGCAGCCCAACCUAGUGAAAUUUAUACUACUUUUUCAAACGAGACAGGUGAGACUUAUCACCCGGGAUUUUCACCGUACUAUGAGUGAUGACAACUCGGACUCUGCCCCCAGCAAUGCGCUUAGGGUGGGAGCAGCAGGGCCUGAGGAGGAAGAAGAGGUGGUGCAACAGAGCAGCUCGCCAAGCAUGAGUGGCAGCUCCCCAUCAUCAAAUCCAGCCAGUGGCCGGACAGGAUCGUCUCCGGGAGGCGAGUCAGGACCCGCAGGUUUAGCCAGUGAUAACCGGGGGCCGAAUUCGGACGACAUGGACGCGUUAUCGAGUGGCAACGACUCCGGAGAGAGGGAGAGUGAAGGAGGGCUGGAGAGAGAGAACGGCUCCAGGGGACGACAGUCCAUGCGAAGUUACCAGAGCUCCUCAAGUCAUAACGGCAAAGAUUCUGGCAUGAUGAUGGAGACCACUGAGAGCAACAAGAGCUCAAACUCCCAGAGUCUGUCUCCCCCCAGCAGCUCACUGGCAUACAGUUUGUUGAGUGCAAGCUCAGAGCAGGACCCUUCAUCCACCAGCGGCUGCAGCAGUGAACAGUCAGCUCGCGUGCAGACGCAGAAGGAGCUGAUGAGGGCAUUGAAGGAGCUCAAGAUUCGUCUGCCUGCUGAGAAGAAGACCAAAGGACGCUCCAGCACCCUCAGCGCCCUCAAAUACGCUCUUAGCUGUGUCAAACAAGUCCAAGCCAAUCAGGAGUAUUAUCACCAAUGGAAUGUUGAAGAGUGUCAUGGUUGCAGUCUGGAUCUUUCCACAUUUACCAUAGAAGAGCUUGAUAACAUUACCUCAGAAUAUACGCUGAAAAACACAGACACGUUCUCCAUGGCAGUAUCCUUCCUGUCGGGGAAGGUGGUGUACAUCUCUCCGCAGGGUUCAUCUUUGUUGCGCAGUAAACCAGAGAAGCUGCAGGGGGCACUGUUUUCAGAGCUUCUCGCCCCUCAGGACGUCAGCACUUUCUACAGCAGCACUGCCCCCUGUAAAUUACCGUCAUGGGCUUCCUGCAUCGGAUCUGCUCCCCCUCCAGUGGAGCGUACCCAGGAGAAGUCCAUGUUCUGCAGGAUCAGCGCAGACGGCUCUUCCAGCGGAGACAUGCGCUAUUACCCGUUCAGACUGACCCCAUACCUGCUCACACUCCGAGACUCCGACACUGCAGACCCCCAACCCUGCUGCCUGCUCAUUGCUGAGAGAGUACACUCUGGAUACGAGGCUCCUCGUAUUCCUCCAGAUAAGCGGAUUUUUACCACCAGUCACACACCCAGCUGUCUCUUCCAGGAGGUUGAUGAGAGAGCUGUGCCGCUGCUGGGGUACCUGCCUCAGGACCUGGUGGGAACCCCAGUGCUGCUGUGUGUCCACCCGGAGGACAGACCAAUGAUGGUGGCCAUCCAUAAGAAGAUUCUGCAGUUUGCAGGGCAGCCGUUUGAACACUCUCCGUUGCGAAUGUGUGCCCGGAAUGGAGAGUACCUGACUAUCGACACUUCCUGGUCCUCCUUUGUUAACCCUUGGAGCAGGAAGGUGGCGUUCAUCGUGGGUCGUCACAAAGUCCGAACUUCUCCACUAAAUGAGGACGUGUUCACCCUGCCGAGGGCUCUGGAGGAGAGCACCUUGACACCAGAUAUCGCACAGCUCAGCGAGCAGAUCCACCGAGUUCUGGUUCAGCCUGUACACAGCAGCAGCUCGCAGGGCUACGGCAGUCUGGCAAGUAACGGCUCGCAUGAGCUGCAACCCAGUGCCACUUCAUCAUCAGAGAGCAACGGCACCACUCUGGAGGACCCAGCUCAGCUCCACAAACCGAUGACCUUCCAGCAGAUCUGUAAGGAUGUUCACAUGGUAAAGACAAGUGGCCAACAAGUGUUUAUCGAGUCCCGUAACCGCCCCCCUCCUAGGAAACACACUGCCACAGGUUCUUUGCGACCUGUAGUGGACACUGUGCCAGAUGUGGCCCCACCCUCAAAGGAUCCAGUCCUCUCUCAGCUGGUGAGGAAGGACCCGCCCAGUGCGUACUCUUACCAGCAAAUCAACUGCCUGGAUAGCAUUAUACGGUACCUGGAGAGCUGUAAUGUCCCAAACACAGUAAAAAGGAAGUGUGGCUCCUCCUCCUGUACCGCCUCCUCCACUUCUGAUGAUGAUAAGCAGCAAGACACCCCCAACAACCCUAAAGGUCGGUCAGUAGCUCUGGUUAGUGAGAGUACAUCACUGCCAGCCCUGACUUUACACAGUAAGGCAGAGAGUGUAGCAUCAGUAACGUCCCAGUGCAGUUUCAGCAGUACUAUUGUCCAUGUGGGAGACAAGAAACCCCCAGAGUCAGACAUUGUAAUGGAAGAAGCCCCUACAACUCCUAUACUUGCUCCUCCUGUCCUUCAUACUCCUCCACCUCCACCACCUCCUCCUACCAUUGCAGCUGCGCCUUCUCUGCCCCCUCCGCCAACUCCGCCCAGCCCUGCAGUUACGACGGACAGAGAUGGAGGCAGGAGAGGAGGAGGAGGAAGUGGAGGAGGAAGGCUAGGACUGACCAAAGAGGUGCUUUCUGCACAUACUCAGCAAGAGGAGCAGAACUUCAUGUGCCGGUUUCGGGAUCUGAGUCAGCUGAGAGUGUUCGAUCCAUCGUCAGUACUUCGACAGCAUACUACCACACCAGUCACAAGAGGUGCACGCUGUUCACGAGAUUAUCCCGCAAUGAGCAACAGUGGUCGUCGGCGUGGAAGAGGGGGUAAGAGGCUGAAACAUCAGGAGACCUCGGAGCAAGGGAGCUCUUUAGGCCAGUCAGGCCCAACAGGAAGCCUCUCCACAGGUGCCCCUGCACAAGAGGGCACACCUAACGCUUCUUUCCCUCUGGCUCCUCCAACAACCUCAUCUUCUUGGCCUCCUUCAGUGGGCUCCCAGAAUAGCCUGCCCUCUGUGCCCUAUCCACCAGGCAUGCUGCCCCUUUAUCCACUCUACCCGCACCUCUCUCACCCCAUCACAGACCCCUCCAUGCAUACUGGCCUUCGCUUUCCUGUUCAGAAUUCUCAGGUGGCACCUCCCAUGGUGCCCCCCAUGAUGGCAUUGGUACUUCCCAACUACAUGUUUCCACAAAUUGGCACGACCAUGGCCCAGCCCGGGACUGCACCUAUGCCUCAGCCCUUCUACAACCCCAAUGUGUCUUUUCAAUACCCCACAGCCAGCACUGCCCCUCCAGCACCCACUCAGACAGUAACGCCAGCCCCAAGAAACCCAUCCCGCUGCAGCACACCUCAGUCCUGCAGCCAGAGGGAAGGAGGGGUGGAAAGAGAAGGAACAGAGUCGCCCCUUUUCCAGUCCCGAUGUUCCUCCCCUCUGAAUUUGCUUCAGCUCGAGGAGUCACCAACCAGUCGCCUUGAGGCAGUGACGGCACUGGCUUCUGGGCAACAGGCUACGCCUCCUACCGGUGGACAAGGAGGCGGGGUUGGAGGACCGGCAGCAGCCAAUCAGAGAAGUGCAGCUGCAGACUCCAAAGAGAAUGAAAAUGGAGAAGCCAAUGAAUCAAAUCAGGAUGCCAUGUCGUCCUCCUCCAGUGAUCUGCUUGACCUGCUGCUGCAGGAGGACUCGCGAUCAGGCACAGGCUCUGCCGCCUCGGGCUCUGGGUCCUCAGGCACAGGGUCCUCAGGAUCUGGCUCAGGGUCUGGGUCCAAUGGAUGCAGCAGCUCUGGGAGUGGAACGAGAAGCAGCCAGAGCAGCCACACGAGCAAGUACUUCGGCAGUGUGGACUCGUCUGAGAAUGACCACUCUCGUAAGCAGACAGCAGGGGGCAACGGAGAGGCCCAGUUCAUUAAGUGUGUCCUGCAGGAUCCCAUCUGGCUGCUUAUGGCCAAUACAGAUGAGAAAAUCAUGAUGACCUAUCAACUGCCCAUCAGGGACAGAGAGACUGUACUGCGUGAGGACAGUGUUGCACUGAGAGCCAUGCAGAAGCAUCAGCCUCGGUUUACUGAGGAGCAGAAGCAGGAGCUGAGUCAGGUUCACCCCUGGAUCCGCAGAGGACACUUGCCACGUGCCAUCAAUAUAUCCGGAUGCGUGGGCUGUAAAUCUCCUCCUUCAGUGCCUCCUGCUGCGCCCUUUGAUGUGGAGAUCCAUGAGAUGGAGUUGUGCAGUGUGCUCGAUGUGACAGAAGAUGGCGCCACCGGUGAGAAACGCACGCAGCUAGACACAGCCAUGGAUGACCGAGAGGCAGACGGAGAGGCACAGGAUCAUAUCGACGAGGAAGGGAAAGGACGGGAGAGAACGAUGAGACAGGUCAUCGAUCAGGAAAUGGCAGCUGAGGAACAGGAAGUUACCUCACAAAUGGAGGACGAAGAGGAAAAAGGAGGCCGUGAUAUGCUGAUAUGAAACUGUUUAGCCCACGACUGGUUGGGAACAUGACUGCAUACUUACAGCUGAUGAUGUCAUCAGUGGGAUAACGACGAAAGCACUUACACUAGUACUUUUUUCCGCCAGCAGCGGGAGGAAAAGGACGCGAGCACUAACGGCCAAGCGUACUGACUUUUGGGCACAAUUUUCUUUCUCGGAAAAGAUGUAAACUAGUACAGUAUGUUGUGAAGUUUACUAAUGACACUGUGGAGAAUGGGAUUACAUUGUUAAACUCAAGUAACCCUCAAAUUUGUUUUUAUAUAAGUUUAAAAAAAAAAAAGAGUAUUUAUUUGCAUAGCUGAAUGCAGAUCAGUAGUGAGUAAAGCUGCGAAAGCUGACCGAUGAUGAAUGUGAAGGAAAAAAAAAAAAAAGGCCACUUUAUUGUAAGACUGUGACACCACUGCUCUGCACACUGCCCCGGAUCACUUUUACACAACAACGUCAUGGAUUAGUUCGAGCCUUUCAAUUGUUCCGUGCGGCUCCAGCCUUGACAAGUCACCGGACUGUAUGUUGUCAUGCAGCUCUGAUCAGCUUCGUUACAACAACUCCAGUGUUACGGAAAGAUUUAUUACAGUAAUAUUCUAUGUAAAAAAAACAAAAGCGAACGUACGCAGGCUUCGGGUCAGGGUCACUGCCUUUUGCAGAUGUUUGAUCUGCAGUUUACAUGUGCAUUUAGGCCAGAUUUCACAGGUUGAUUUAUUUUUCUGAAGGUUCGUUGGUAUUUUUAUACAUUACCGGUGUAGUUUCUGUCCACAGGUUUGUACUUGUACUAUUUGCAAUGUGUGUUUUAAUCCAUAUCGAUCGUCUGUUCAUAUUUUCUGACAUGUUUAAUUUCUCCUGUAUAUACAGAAAAGACCUUGGCAUCCUCAGUAACAGAGGUGCAUGAUGGGUAGGAGAAUGUAUGAGCAUGGCGGACAGUCACAGGACAUCGAAAACACACCCUGGUGCCCGUGUGGUCCCGUUUUCACUCGCGUCUCGCUUUAGUUAUACGUGCUUGGCAAUCGGAGAAGAAAAUGAUAGGCUUCGUAAACACCAGUAACUGUGUAAAGAGUGCGUAGGACAGAGCAGACGAUCUCUACCAUCCUUCUCUUUUCUGUGUCAGACUGUUUCAAUCAUGUCGUACUCAGCUUUAGUGGUCUUGAGUGGUUUCUAAGUAUUUUUUUGUGAAUUUCUUUGUAUGGGGGAAAAAAAUAAAUAAAUAAAAUCAAAACUUUCACCCUU